Molecule: messenger RNA, 656 nt
Organism: Gavia stellata (red-throated loon)
Lineage: Eukaryota; Metazoa; Chordata; Aves; Gaviiformes; Gaviidae
Gene: MTCH2
Product: mitochondrial carrier 2
Biological process (GO): positive regulation of apoptotic process
Cellular component (GO): mitochondrion; membrane
Source: RefSeq, a predicted model, not a curated record
CAUGGCGGACGCGGCCUCGCAGGUGCUGCUGGGCUCGGGGCUGACCGUGCUCUCGCAGCCCCUCAUGUACGUGAAAGUGCUGGUGCAGGUGGGGUACGAGCCGCUGCCGCCCACCCUGGGGAGGAACGUCUUCGGGCGCCAGGUCUACCAGCUGCCCGGGCUCUUCGCUUACGCCAAGCACAUCGUGAAGGUCGACGGAAGAGCGGGACUCUUCAAAGGCCUCGCCCCCCGCCUCUGCUCCAGCGCCGUCGGCACCGUCGUGCACGGCAAAGUGCUGCAGCGGUACCAGGAGGCCGAGCAGGCUGAGGUAGGGGCGUUCUUCGCCAGCAUGCUGACCUACCCCUUCGUGCUGGUCUCCAACCUGAUGGCCGUGAAUAACUGCGGGCUGGCUGGGGGUCUCCUCCCCUACGCGCCCACCUACUCCUCCUGGCUGGACUGCUGGAGCCAGCUGCACAGGGAGGGCAACAUGAGCCGAGGGAACAGCCUGUUUUUCCGCAAGGUGCCUGCAGGGAAGCGGUACGUGUGGGAGGAGAGGAGGUUUCGCUGAAGGUGGAGCCGAGAGUGGAGUUGUGAAGCCAAUGUCGGGCUCUGGAGGCAAAGAAUUAUCAGAGAGUGGUGAUUUCUAUACAGUUUUUUAAAAUCAUUUAAUGCUGAGA